Molecule: messenger RNA, 3753 nt
Organism: Tilletiopsis washingtonensis
Lineage: Eukaryota; Fungi; Basidiomycota; Exobasidiomycetes; Entylomatales
Exons: 5
Coding region: 1-3753 (1250 amino acids)
Source: RefSeq, a predicted model, not a curated record
AUGGCCCCGAAGAAGCGGGCAGCAGCGCCGUCGCCCGUCCCCAGCGCGGCCACCGGCACGCCCGCGCAGGCACAGACGCUCCUGCGCCGCAGCAACGAGGCCCAGGCCGCCCGCAAGCGCUCGACAUGGAAGGGCCUCUUCUUUGCCCUGCUCGUGCGCGUCGGCGUCUUCUACACGCUCAUCGCCGCGCUCUGGCACUGCAGCUCGACGCCCUUCGCCUUUGACUACAACCCCCGGGACUCGCGGCAGGUCUGCCGCACGCUGGCCCAGGGCAAGGCGACGCUCGGCCCGCACGCCGCCGCCAUCUGGCGCGACGUCGAGAUGCACCUGCAGCCCUACACGGCACCCGUGGCGCCGUAUGUGCGCACUGCGACGCGCGUGGCACGUCCCUACGUGCGCUCGGCGCAGCGCCGGGGUGCGCAGCUGUGGCGCAAGCACGGCGAGCCGCUGCGCAAGCAGGCGCUGAAGCAGGGCCGCAAGUACGUUGACCCGCACGUGAAGACCGCGCGCACGCACUACCGCAAGUCGGUGCAGCCGCACCUCGACACCGCGAGCAAGGCAGUCAAGCCUUAUCGCGACAUCUACUCCCGCGACGUCCACCCGUAUCUCACCGAGGCCGGCGCUCUGUCGCUCGGCCUGACGCAACAGGCGUAUCACUUGUACAACAAGCAGGUGCAGCCGCGCCUGAUCACCAGCGCCAAGGCGGCGCACCGCUUCCACCGGCAGCACGUCGACCCGGCAGCGCGCCGUGGCUACAGUCUCUAUGUGCAGCCGCAGGCCGACCGUGUGCUCGCCUAUCUCUUCAACCGCAAGGCGCGCGCUGUGAGCAACGACGCCAUCAGCAAGGCCAAGACGAGCUCCGACGAGGCGCGCCAGCACGGCGAGAGCAAGGCAAAGGAGGCUGUCAAGGAAGCCGAUGACCCCUCCAUCAUCGACCGCCUGAACAAGGCUCGUGACGCCGUGACGGGCAAGGUGCCUUCGCACGAGGACCCGGUGCAGGCUGCGGCCCUCGAUGCCGAGCUUGCGGCGGAGCAGGAGACAGUCAAGACGGAGCUGGAGGCCUGGGAGACCGGCAUGCUCAAGCUCAUCGAGCAGGAGUACCGCCUAGUCACCGAGCGCGUGGCCGAGCUGCGGAACCGCCGCCUCGCCGAUCUGCCGGACCGCUUCGCCACCCUGACCGAGAGCUUCGUCGACGACGAGGUGGCGAGCGCCCUCGCGCGCCUGGACCGCACCUACAAGAAGCUCUCUGUCGACAGCAGCUCCGCCACACUGGCGGAGCGCAUUGAGAGCGGCAACGCACAGACGCAGGCGCAGCGCACGCGCCUGUCUCAGAGCCACGCGGCACUCGAGGCUCAGCUGCAGAGCUACCAGGACGAGCUCGACUCCGACGAGCGCGCCGCGAUUGCCGCGGGCACGGCCGAGGUCGGACGCUUUGCCGAUGAGGCAGGCCGUGCGUACGCGCAGGCCAUGAAGCGCGCCAAGUUCGAGGCCACAGAGGAGGAGUGGAGCGGCUGGGACAAGGGCCUCAAGGUGCGCGCCGAGAUGUUCGGCGAUGAGUGCGAGAAGUUGCGCCUGGGCCAGAAGUCGGUGCGCCCGGGCAUCGGCGCCACGGACCUGGCCAAGGAGCCGAAGCUCGAGCCGCGCAUCGCCGAGCUGCGCAAGUCGACGGCCAAGCUCUACUCUGCCGCCGACUCGGAGCUUGCGUCGUACGCGCGCAGCGGCUCGCUGCAGCUGCGCGGCGAGGGCGUGCGCCGCACGGUGGGCGAGGCCACGGACAACGUGCAGAACGUGGCACAGCAGCUCACUGAGGGUGCCGCGGCUGCCAUGCUUGGCGCUGCUGCCGCCGCUCGUGCUCGCCUCGGCCUCGCGCCGAGCGACCAGGGCAUCCUCGCUCGUGUCGCCUCGCAGGCGAGCAGUGCAGCCGGUGCUGCCACCUCGGGUGCAGCCAGUGCCGCAGGACAGGCGCGCUCGAGUGCGCGCAGCGCCGCGUCGGCUGCUGGCGUGUCCGUCUCACCGGAGGGCGCGCGCGAGCACAUUGAGAGCGCAUACGGCGCUGCGGCGUCGGGUGCUGGCAACGUGUACUCGUCCGUCGUAGCUGCCGUGCAGCCGAGCACCACCGGCGCAUUCCAGGCCGCGACAUCGAGCGUCGGAUCCGUCUACGAGAGCCUGGCGUCUGCUGCGUCGAGCGCCUCAUCGUCGUACCUCUCGGCAAGCACUACAGGCUAUUUCGAGGCCGCCACCUCCAGCGUCGGCUCGGUCUACGAGAGCGUGGCGUCCGCUGCAGCCGACGCGUCUUCGAGCUACCUGAAGCCGAGCACCACGGGGUACUUCGAGGCGGCAACGUCGAGCGUUGGGUCUAUCUACGAGGAGCUGGCCUCGUCCGCCGCCGAUGCUUCGUCUUCUUACCUCAAGCCCAGCACGACGGGCUACUUUGAGGCUGCGACGUCGAGUGUCGGCUCGGCCUACGAGUCUGCUGCCUCUGCCGCCUCGAGCCUCGCUGGCGCUGCCACGACGCCCGUCGCGCAGCGUGUGUACGACGCAGCGGGCAAUGUCUACUCCGACGCCAGUGCCAGUGCGGCCUCCGUCUACUCCGACGUCGCAGGUGGCAACGUGGGCAGCGCAGCCUCGUCUGCCCUGCGCCAGGCUACGCGCUCCGUCGCCUCCGCUGCGGGUUACUCGCCGUCGCCCGAGACGCCUGGCGAGUACCUCGAGGCCGGCCGUGAGCGUGUCGCAGAUGCCGCGCAGGCCGUCUACUCUGCUGUCGGCGGCGGAGCCUACGCCGACUCGAAGUUGCCCGGCCGUCACGCACCGCGGGAGGACUACAACCACAUCGGCAAGGCCGCUGCUGCUGGCGCGGCGAAGGUGGCCGACGCCGCGUCGCCGUACGCCGACAGUGCGGCAUCUGUGGCGCGCGAGGCCAGCCGCAGCGUGGCCUCGGCUGCCGGCGUGGACGUCGAGCCGACCAAUGCGGCCGAGUGGAUCUCGUCGGCUGCAUCACGUGCCACGGCGGCAGUCGCCGGCACGCAGGGUGGCGUGGUGAGCUCCGCUAGCUCGCUUGCUAGCUCGCUCAGCUCCGUGGCUGCCGCCUCGAUCAGCUCGGCCAGCAGCGUCGCGUCCGCCUCGGCCAGCUCGGUCAGCAAGGUCGCUGGCUCGUCUGCAAGCUCGGCCAGCAGCGUCGCAUCGGCCUCGUCGUCCUCGCUGGCCAAGGUCGCUGCCUCCUCGAUCAGCUCGGCCAGCAGCGUCGCGUCCGCCUCGUCUUCCUCGCUCGCGAAGGCCGCCGCAGCCUCGUACUCGUCGGCGUACAAGGCCGCAGCAUCCGCUGCCGGCAGCUCGCCGCUGUCCAGUGCCUCGAGCGCCGCCUCGAGCGCAUCCAAGCGCGCUGCCGCGUCCGCCUCUUCCGCUUCGAAGGAGGCGCAGUCGUCGCUCUCCUCGGCAUCAAAGGCAGCUGCAUCUGCCGUCGGCGACUCGCCGCUGUCGAGCGCGUCGAGCGCUGUCUCGGCUGCCGCUGCUGCGGUCGCAUCGAGCGCCUCGAGUCUCUCCUCGUCGUUCAGCUCGGCGACGCGCUCAGAGAAGGUCGCAGCGGGUAUCUCGGUGGAGCCCGAGGGCGCCGUGCAGAGCGUGUACAGCGCUGCGGCCGAGGCCGCGAGCAGCAUCAGCUCGUUCGUGCAGCCGGCAGCGGCCAGCACGGGCGUUGUGGACCAGGCCCGUAGCGCGGCCAGCUCCGUUGCCAGCCGCGUGCGCGAGGAGCUGUGA